CGAGAAGUAGCUAGCAUUGCCCACUCAGUCGCCAUACCCACAAAAGUAGAAGAUAAAAGCAGAAGUUUGAGCACUGCUUAGUUUCGGUUCACUCCCAAGAAUAGCAGCCUCCAUGGCCCUUGCUCAAGUCUCUGCUUCUUUCUCCGUCUCUAUACGCGAUGUUUGUGCUUUCAGCUCACUCAAAUCCUCUCCUUCUCGUCGUUUUCCCCGAUCCAAUUUCGUUCCCAGAGGAACUUCCUUUGCCUCUGGUUCCCCUCUGUUGAUUCGAAGAAGUUAUGCAAGGCAGCCUGCUUGCAAAGCAAUGCCUGUUUCAAUAAGGUGUGAACAAAGUACCCAAGGAGGGAACAGUUUGGAUGUGUGGUUAGGCCGGGCAGCUAUGGUUGGCUUUGCAGUGGCCAUUACUGUUGAAAUUGCUACAGGGAAGGGACUCCUUGAGAACUUUGGGCUCACCGCUCCGCUGCCUACAGUUGCCUUGGGAGUGACAGCCUUGGUUGGUGUUCUGACUGCAAUUUUCAUCUUCCAAUCAGCCUCAAAGAACUAGUCACUUUUGUUUAGAGUUCUCAUAGCCAUUGCAUGUAAAUUCCGUAAGUCGGGGUUUUUUAGGAUGAAAUUUUACCCUUGUUGGUUGUCUAAUUGCUUUGUGGCAAAGAAAGGGAUUGGAAGUUUCGAAUCAUAACAAGGCUUCUGUAUUUAUUUGCUUCUUUUCAUCCAAUCCAGGCUGUAGUUUAUAAUCUCCCCCCCUUUGUUUUUUAAACUUUUUACUGUUUAAUUUUCCAUGGUGUAUCAGUUUAAUGAAAUGUCAAGGCUCAAGGGGUUGUCUUCUUC
Molecule: messenger RNA, 825 nt
Organism: Prosopis cineraria
Lineage: Eukaryota; Viridiplantae; Streptophyta; Magnoliopsida; Fabales; Fabaceae
Product: stress enhanced protein 1, chloroplastic-like
Exons: 4
Coding region: 113-541 (142 amino acids)
Biological process (GO): cellular response to high light intensity
Source: RefSeq, a predicted model, not a curated record